UGAGGAUGGAGGGAGACUGGGCCGGGAGGCUCUGUCGGACCGGGCCCGCCGGCCUCCGCGGGGCUGAGCGGAAGCGAGGACCGCGGUGGGGACAGUGCUUUUUCGUCCGUCCCGCCCCCUAGGACCACCUCCACUCCCCCCUGCUGUCCGGUGGCGGCUGUCUGGCCCGGGGCUGGUAGCCGGGCUUCCCGAGGCCGCCCUUUGAGGCCUCUAUCGCCUGACCCGGGGAAGAGGCUGUCUCCCCGCGGUCACAGCAGGCCCUUCUCAGCGCCCAGCUCUACUUUUCCACUGAGAAAAGAUCGCUUGGGAUUCCUGGAGUUUCCCGCCAGAGCAGGGUCCUCUCCAAGGGAGAGCCGUUUUCACCAAGGAAGUUCAGCUUUCAAUCCCACCUGCUUCACCUCUCUUCUUCCUGGAGACCUGAAUGAUACUUCUCGACUACUUCAGUGUCCCACGUAAACAAUUCUCCAACUCUUUUACCCUGUGGUAUUUCCCCGAGAUUGUGAUAUCGCUAGUGCCACCACCAGAGAGAAACGUCUGGACCCUUCUGCACAGGUUAUGAAACCCCCCUUAACUGCCACAGCUUUCUUACCUGGCUCAUCGCCUCUUGGUUUUUGUAUCUUUGCUAAAGUCAGUGAUGUGAAAAGACCUGAAAUGGAAAAAAUCAAGUGGAUUAAGAAGUUUUUAAUGGCUGAUGACACUGCCGACGGGGUGAAGAUGGAUGCUGGAGAAGUAACUUUAGUGAACCACAACUCCACCUUCAAAACCCAUCUCUUGCCACAGUCACAUUUUCCCAAGGACCAGCUUUCACUUUCUGACCAGCAGAUCCUGCCUUCUAGGCAGGGGACUUUGGACCGACCUUCCUCAUGUUCUACAAGAAGUGCAGCUUAUAAUCCAGAUUACUAUUCAGGAUUCUUUGUCAGCAAGAUGAGAUCUCCUCCCCUAAAAAGACAUAACCCCUCCUCAGACAGUUUCCUUGGCUCAGAUGACACAGGAAGCUUUGGUAAAAGUGCAAAUGGACAGUGGAGAAACUCCACUCCGGCAUCAGUCUCAACAUUACAAAAAUCCAGAAACAGCCGAAGUCUUUACCUCGAAACCCGGAAGACCUCAAGUGGAUUAUCAAACACCUUUACAGGAAAGUCAAAUCAUCACUGCCAUGUGUCUGCGUAUGAAAAGUCAUUUCCUAUUAAGCCUGUCCCAAGUCCAUCCUGGAGUGGUUCAUGUCGUCGAAGUAUUUUAAGCCCUAAGAAAAUUCAGAGGCGACAUUUCAGCACAGCUGAAGAGACAGUUCAAGAAGAAGAAAAAGAGAUCUACAGGCAGCUGUUGCAGAUGGUCACAGGGAAACAGUUCUCUGUAGCCAAGCCCACCACACAUUUUCCUUUGCACCUAUCUCGGUGUCUUAGUUCCAGUAAGAACUCUUUGAAAGACUCACUGUUAAGAAAUGGAAACUCUUGUGCAUCUCAUGCAGUCGGCUCUGAUUCUUCAUCCUCUGGAUCAGCCAGCAUUCUACCUACACGGGAACGGUUGUCCCAUGAUGCGCGUUCCCUGUCGUCCUGUACCCCAGAUGUUGCAUUUGGCUCCAAAGACUCUGAUCCAUACCAUCAGCCUCACCAUCACCUCUCUACUCCACAGCAGCCAGAUAACUUGCUGACACCAAACACACAAUCUGAAGGAUCAGACUCUGUGAUUUUACUCAAUGUGAAAGAAUCUCAAACUCCAGCUUCCAGUCCUACUUUCUUCCAGGCAGAGCUGUGGAUCAAAGAAUUAACUAGUGUUUAUGAUUCACGAGCCCGGGAAAGAUUGCGCCAGAUUGAAGAACAGAGAGCACUGGCACUGCAGCUUCAAAACCAGAGAUUGCAGGAGCAGGAACAUGCAGUACUUGAUUCCAUAGAACUGCACCUUCGUGUACCUCUUGAAAAGGAGAUUCCUGUCACAGUCGCCCAGGAAACGGGGAAAAAAAGUCAUGAGCUAACUGAUAGUGAAAACGAAUUUCCUGAAAUUACAGAGGAAAUGGAGAAAGAAAUAAAGAAUGUAUUUCGUAAUGGUAACCAGGAUGAAGUCCUCAGUGAAGCGUUCCGCUUGACCAUUACACGCAAAGAUAUUCAAACUCUAAACCAUCUGAACUGGCUCAAUGAUGAGAUCAUCAAUUUCUACAUGAAUAUGCUGAUGGAGCGCAGUAAAGAGAAGGGAUUUCCAAGUGUACAUGCGUUUAAUACCUUUUUCUUCACUAAGCUAAAAACAGCUGGUUAUCAGGCGGUGAAACGUUGGACAAAAAAAGUGGAUGUGUUUUCUGUUGACAUUCUUCUGGUGCCCAUUCACUUGGGUGUGCACUGGUGUCUAGCUGUCAUAGACUUUAGAAAGAAGAGUGUCACCUACUAUGAUUCUAUGGGUGGAAUAAACAAUGAAGCCUGCAGGAUCCUCCUGCAAUACCUAAAGCAAGAAAGUGUUGACAAGAAAAGGAAAGAGUUUGACACCAAUGGCUGGCAGCUCUUCAGCAAAAAGAGCCAGGAAAUUCCGCAGCAGAUGAAUGGAAGUGACUGUGGGAUGUUUGCUUGCAAAUAUGCUGACUGUAUUACCAAAGACAGACCAAUCAACUUCACACAGCAACACAUGCCGUAUUUCCGGAAGCGAAUGGUCUGGGAGAUCCUCCACCGGAAACUCUUGUGAAGAAUCUUGUGAAACUCUUGUCUCAGAGAGCAGACAUGAUAGUGUGGGGGACCAGCCCUUUGCCAUCUACAGCCAGAGACCUUGGAACAGCUGCUCCUCACCCUGUUCAUGUGCAGCCCUUGAUCCUGGACCAGCCCAGGCGAGAUGCACUCACAAGCACAUCUGCCUUUCCUUUUGUAUCUCAGAUACUAUUUUUGCAAAGAAACUUUGGUGCUGUGAAAGGGGUGAGGGACAUCCCUUAGCUGGAGAGAGACUGCUUUUCACCUCAGUUCUGCCGUCUUGUUUCCAAAGGGCUCCAGCCUCACUGAGUCCCUAAUUAGGAGCCCAAGGAAAACUUGGGAAGAAUCUUGGUUUCUUAUAAACUCUGGUUGCUAGGCCUUAUCAAGAAGUAGGAAAGAGCGUGGACAGCAAGUAGGGAUAAAAACCACCAGCACGUAGACAUCACAUGAUUCCCGAGAUGCAGAGUUAGGAAUGGGAGCAUAAACUGGACUUUGAGGCACAAGCCUAUGUACCCCCCUCCAGAACCCUUCCUAUUUAUAUGCCCUGAUGUGAAGCCCAACUGCUUGUCCUCAAAGCUGUUUUAUCACUGGUAGUAUCAUCCCAUUCUGAGCAUAGCGCACAAGCUCUGGCAGACCCUAAAGGCGCAAGCAGUCCUUUCCUUACAAGCAGGGGUUCGCAUGUGCUAGCGCAUGUGCUGUGGGAGGACCUACCCAGCAGUGCUGAGUGCAGCAACAGGGCCCCCACUUCACUGUUGCCUCCUUCUGACUAAGACGAAGGAAUACCAGAGUUGGUCUGUGGCUAGUUAGUUUAAAUAUGUUUCUAACCACAGAGAAUUUUAUAUACAUAUAUACCUAUCUGUAUGUGUGUAUGUACAUGCAUAUAUACACAUACACACAUGUGAAGUAUAUAUUUCAUAGGGAUGUGCUUUUAAAAGAAAAAAGACUGAAUGUGUUCACCAUUUAGUCUGUAGGUUUAUUUUCAUCUUUCAAAUUCCAGCAUACAGUGAUUCCCACCAACUGCUACGUAUCAGGUGUUUAUAGACUUCCUAAGAGUAUUUUAAGAUCUGAAUGAAUUUUGGCUUAAGAGUCAAGGUUAUCAAGGUAGACGGCAUUUUCAACUAAAAACGGGUGGAGUUUAGGUUGAUAAGCCUGAGAUUUGGAAACUGCUACUCCUUUUGUUCUUUCUAGCAUCUCUCCCACCCUCUGAGAGCGCCCAAGGUUUAGAUGGUGAGAUGAUCCUAUGCCAGUGUCCUUUUGUACUGACGUUCCAGAACUAGAGCAUUUUAUACUUUUUCUGUAUUGUAAUAGGUAGUUUUAUACAAAAAUCUUUUCUCCUCUUUCCCAUCCAUGUGCCCCAUCCUUCCCAGCAUUGUGCUUCUUCCUUGGGCUUAUUUGAAGAUUUUACUCUGUUUUAUACCAAGAUCGUUUAGUACAUUUUUCUAUGUUUACCACAGGUUACAAUCUGAAAAAAAAAAAAAAACUAUUUUUUUUUUUUAAUAUUCCAUUGUUAAACUGAGUGUUACCGUCUCCACUCCAGCCGCCAGUGCCCCCUCUCUUCCUUGGUCCCUGCAUGUUGGAGGAAGAGACCCCUUUGUACAUUUAUGUUUCCUUCUUGCUACUCCUCUCUUCCUUCUCCCCUCCCUUUUUCUUUUAUUUUUCCAUAGGAAAUAAAUAGCUUUCUGUAUAUGAGUCGCUGGGACCUUUCACACUCUCUUUUAGAAAACUGUGGUGGUAUGCAGUCUCACUGCAGGACUCCUGGAAUAUUGUCUGAUUCUUGGUACUUACUGUAGUUAAAGUGGCAGCUGACUUGGUGGCACCUUGGACUAGUCAUAAUAAGACAAGCUUUUCAGGCUUUUCUAUUAUCUGAGGCUCAUCAAAGAUCGUUUUCUCUGUUUAUUAUUUGUUCCUUUAGACAAUAUCUGUUUUAUCUCCUCAGAGACUUUUUGUGUGGACCAAAGCAACAAAUAUUCAUUGCCAUGUAUAGCAGAAUAUGAGACUUGCAACAAAAGCACUUUGUAAAAUAUAUAAGGAAUUCUUGAGCCUGUCUGAAGUCAGCUCCCUUUCUCCAAUGCAGUUUAAAUGUGUACCAGGUACAAGCUAGAGAUGCCAAGGCCACUGUCCAUCCCAGGACUAAUAGGAGUGGCCAGAUGUGACGGAGUGGCUUAGUGGGAAUCAUGUGCAGACCUGGAUAGUAAGCCAUUCUUGAGAGCUAGCCAGCAGAGCAGGGCGAGUACCUGGGAACGUCCUUAAUGCAAGAAUGAACUUUGCUGACCAAGACUGAAGAUGUUUCUGUAUUCUAUGGCUGAGGGUAUGCUACCAGUAUCUGUUUAGCCUGCUUUAAACGAAAUGUGCCUAUUGUUUCCCUUCCCUCUGUCUCUUCCCCUGGGUUCAGUGCCCAUAGCAAUCUUCCCUCCCCUACAAAAGGAAUAUUUGUAAUAAGCAUUACAUGGCAGUUACAGACUUUUCAACAAAAAACUCACAGUCCCAGCAGUCAUCCCCGGACUGUGUACAGAGGGAAUAAGACUUGUUUCUGCCUUUUUUUUUUUUUUUUGAACAUGUGAUAUGACAUGGAAUAUAAUUACAUCCAGUUGAUGACUUGAGAUCCACUGUGACUCCCAGGAGUCUUAUGUAGUGUUCAGUGUAUUUCUCCAUCAUACAGCCUAGAGACUUGCUGUCAGUUCCCUCUUCUAAACAUGAGGUGUACUUCCUUGUGGUAGCAGGUUCUAUUCUUCAGCCAGUGUGACCAUACUAGCCUCCUGUGCUCACUGUCCUCAGCACUGGCAGCUUUUUGUUUUAGUGUUUCAGGGGUAGAGCAGAUAACCUGGCAAAACCUUUCCACCCAUUCCUUCCCAAGGCUGCCCGUCUUCACCUGGUUUUACACGGCCUAUGGUACUAUCUCUAGUAGAAGAGAAGAGGGUUUGUUAAAGAGCUUCUUUAUUUUUAAACUCGUAACCUCUGAUCUCUCUGUGCCAUCCUCCAAGCUCUGAACAAUGUGAGAGUAAAAAGUGACUAGCACUUGGUUGUCUUGUUUUUCUUUGCUCUGCUUGCAUAGUUGAUGCUAGAUGGAGUACGAUGCUUUUGAGCUGGAGUUGAAGAUCAAUGUCAGUACUGGCUUGGUUGUAGAAUUAAGGCCUACAUCAGAACCUUGCCUAAAAAGAACAUACCUAGAUGCCGAUGCCGGCUUUUCUUCUUCUAAGCUGAGGAAUAGCCACCAGUUAUUUGAUGACUUCUAGGGAGGCAAGUGGAAGAGAGGUGCCCAAGAGCUUAGACUCCACUCUGCUCAGGCACCCUCAUUCAGUUGAAUCCUUUCUUAAGCACCUACUAAGUACAUGCGCCCAAUCUGAUCUUAAAGCCCUCCCUGGUCACACUAUCUUAAAAAUCUUUGUUUGGACAUCUGUAGCCCUAAUGAGGGAAUGGGAUAACUUCCCCGUUUGCCUUCAUGGAUGGACCAACACUUAGAGCUGUCAAGGCCAGGAAAAUGGGUUGAUGCUGUUUUUUCUAAUCAACAGUGCAGGCUUCUACAUUGUUGUGUGCCGAGGAUUUGGCAGGGCUCAAUCUCUGAAGCAUUAGUUUAGACUGAUAGUAUUGUAGGGGUGUGAGGGGGAUUGCUGAUUCAUUGUCACCUCCAGAGGGUUCCUGCAGAUCACAGACAGUGCUCCACGCGACAUCGAGAGGGGCACUGUCCUCAGUCCAGCAGGCUGUCAUUUGGGGGUCUUAGGCCCUUCAAGAGGGUUCCCAAGAGGCUUUUCAGAAUACUUUGAGUAGGUUUCUCCUCCAUCCUUUUAUUGACAGUGAUAUCCCUUGCACACUCAGAUGAUGGGUGCCUCUCUCUCUGCCUCACCCUCUAAAGGCACUGCCUUCCUGAAACACAGGGAAUCCCUGUCUAGGUAUCUCAAGGGUGAGGCCAGGCACUGGACUUACAAGCCCUGAAAUGGAGAGGAAAGAUGGUUUGACCAAGGAAAUAAAGGCCACCUUGUCCUCGGGGUCUUACAGUCUGUAAGUUUAUAGUUUGCCUGAAGGGAAGCUAAGCAAACACAAUACCUUGUCAUUAACAUAGUGAAGGAAGCUGAAGUGGAAGCAAGGACAGGGGUGGGGUGUGUCAGGGAUAUUGCCUUUUUCUGUGUAUGUCACUCCCUAGUUUUGUUUUGUUUUUAAUUGAUUAAUUUAAAAUAAAUUCUGUGGAUUUUG
This is a messenger RNA of Alexandromys fortis (reed vole), 6851 nucleotides long. RefSeq names its product SUMO specific peptidase 1 (gene Senp1). The record is from RefSeq and is a predicted model, not a curated record. The coding region runs from base 556 to 2664 and encodes 702 amino acids. Gene Ontology annotation, molecular function: deSUMOylase activity. NCBI's taxonomy places the organism in Eukaryota, Metazoa, Chordata, Mammalia, Rodentia, Cricetidae. Gene Ontology annotation, cellular component: nucleus. Gene Ontology annotation, biological process: protein desumoylation; proteolysis. The transcript is spliced from 20 exons.